GAGUGAUGUUUGUGUAUCAUCAGUGUUUUACAAAUGUUGAUGAUGAGAGAUGAGAUGGAUGUGAUGUGCUGUAAAUCAGUAGGAACUGAUCUGUCCAUGCUGGAUAUUGAUGAUUUCAUCACAGAAAUCUCUCAGCUGAAGAAAGAGGUGGCGUUACUGGAGACAAAGCUGAGGUUAAGAGGAGAUGAAGGACUGAAGAGAGAGGAUCUCAGUCUGUCUUUACUCUCUUAUACUGAGUCAAAGUCCACAGACGCUCAGGACACAACAGUGUGUGACAGUAAUGAGGGCUUACAGGAGGAUCAAACCUCCACAGAGUCUCUGGAUUCUGUCUGUAACGCUGGAGAACAGCAGCAGAUCCUGCAGACCAAACUCAAGAUGUGUUCAGUCAAACUCAUUGACUUCAGGAACCUCAUGAUGAAGAUCAAAACUGAACCCAAAGAAAUAAAAAAUGAACCUACAGAAGAGGAAGAUCAUGAUGAUGAAAAUGAGGGCUGUGGUGAUGAUUUUAUUCCUUCAGAUGAGAGGAAUGAUUUCUCUGAAGGAGAAAUAACGUCCUCAACAUCAAAAGAAAGACAUUUAGAGAGCAAACACACAGAACAGAAACUCUUCACCUGCAGGACAUCUGAGAUCAACUUUACUACCUUACAAGAUGAGAAACUUCAUUCAGAAGAUCACAGAGAGAAGAAGAAGAAGAAGAAGAAGAAGAAGAAGAAGAAGAAGAAGAAAAAGUUUGACUGUCAGCAGUGUGGGAAGAAUUUUGAAUUCUUAUCUCGGCUACAAGUUCACAUGAGGACACACAGUGGUGAAAAGUCUUUCCACUGCAGUGAAUGUGGCAAAUAUUUCAGCAGCAAACUAAAUCUUGAUGCUCAUCAGAGAAAUCAUACAGGUGAAAAACCUUACAAAUGCUCUCGGUGUGAGAGGACGUUUACUAAGUCAGGCAAAUUAAAAGCCCAUGAGAGACUUCAUAAUGGAGAGAAACCUCAUCACUGUAAAGUUUGUGGGAAGAGUUUCAGUCGACAUCACAUUUUAGUGAAUCACCAGAGAAAUCAUACAGGUGAAAAACCUUACAAAUGUUUUCAGUGUGAGAAGACGUUUACUCGUUUAGGUUCCUUAAAAGCCCAUAAGAGUUUUCAUACUGGAGAGAAACCUUACAAAUGCUCUCAGUGUGGGAAGACAUUUCCUAGGUCAGGUCACUUAAAAAUCCAUCAAAGAAUUCACACUGGAGAGAAACCUUAUCACUGUAGUGUUUGUGGCAAGAGUUUCAUUCGACAUGAUAGUUUAAUAACACACCAGAGAACUCAUACAGGUGAAAAACCUUACAAAUGCUCUCAGUGUGAGAAGACGUUUACUAAGUCAGGCAACUUAAAAGCCCAUGAGAGACUUCAUACUGGAGAAAAUAUUUUCAAAUGCUCUCAGUGUGAGAAGACGUUUCCUUCGUCAGGUCACUUAAAAAUCCAUGAGAGAAUUCACACUGGAGAGAAACCUUAUCACUGUUGUGUUUGUGGCAAGAGUUUCAGUCGACAUGAUAGUUUAGUGUCACACCAGAGAAUUCAUACAGGUGAAAAACCUUACGAAUGCUCUCUGUGUGAGAAGACGUUUGCUCACUUAAGUAGUAUAAAAGCCCAUGAGAAAGUUCACACUAGAGGAAAACCUCAUUAAUGUAGUGUUUGUGGAAAGAGUUUUAAUCUACGUGUCAGUUUAGUGAAACACCAGAGAACUCGUACAGGUGAAAAACCUUGAUACCCCAUAAAACCCCCUGAAAGACUCUGCUUUUUCAGUAUAACCCAUUCAAAUAUUUCUAAAUAAAUUAUAAACGUAACAUGAUGAAAACGCUAUAAGAAACACAGGAAACAGACGUUGACAAAACAACGGACAUUCUAUUCUAAUUAUUAAUAGAUUUCCAGAUGAUUUCAUCAUUCCAGUCUGUCCAUGUAAGGGCUUAUUUCAACCACCUACAUUUAUCUUCAACAGGGUGUUUUAUAAAAAUGAAGGCCUUCAAUACUGAAGGUCUAGGGUUUUUCGCUGCUUUUUCUGGUCAAAGCCCGCCCACAAGCUGUUUGACCAACAUGUCAAACAACUAGGGGUGUAACGUGUAUUCGUACCGGACCGUUUCGGUACAGGGCUUUCGGCACGGUGCACAUGUGCACUGAAUGUCCGAAUGCAAU
Messenger RNA from Paramisgurnus dabryanus, 2165 nucleotides. NCBI's taxonomy places the organism in Eukaryota, Metazoa, Chordata, Actinopteri, Cypriniformes, Cobitidae. The record is from RefSeq and is a predicted model, not a curated record.